Otolemur garnettii (small-eared galago) is the source of this 1387-nucleotide messenger RNA. Its product is annotated as aldose reductase. Gene Ontology annotation, molecular function: aldose reductase (NADPH) activity. Bases 77 to 1027 code for a protein of 316 amino acids. Gene Ontology annotation, cellular component: cytosol. The record is from RefSeq and is a predicted model, not a curated record. The transcript is spliced from 10 exons. Lineage: Eukaryota; Metazoa; Chordata; Mammalia; Primates; Galagidae.
GCUAUUUAAAGCUGCGCGCCGCAGCCCAGUAGCCACCUCACUGUUCUGUGCUGGGGGGUUGUGAAGCGCAGCAAUUAUGGCCGACCACGUUGUUCUCAACACCGGCGCCAAGAUGCCCAUGCUGGGGCUGGGCACCUGGAAGUCCUCUCCAGGCCAGGUAACCGAGGCUGUGAAGGUAGCAAUCGACAUCGGGUACCGUCACAUUGACUGUGCCCAUGUGUACCAGAAUGAGCACGAGGUGGGGUUGGCCAUCCAGCAGAAGCUCAAGGAGCAGGUGGUGACACGGAAGGAGCUCUUCAUCGUUAGCAAGCUGUGGUGCACCUACCAUGAGAAGAGCCUGGUGAAAGAAGCCUGCAAGAACACGCUCAAGGACCUGCAGCUGGACUACCUGGACCUCUACCUUGUUCACUGGCCGACGGGCUUUAAGGCUGGGAAGGAAUUUUUCCCAUUGGACGAAGCAGGCAAUGUGAUUCCCAGUGACACGGAUAUUUUGGACACUUGGACGGCCAUGGAGGAGCUGGUAGAUGAAGGGCUGGUGGCAGCUAUUGGCAUCUCCAACUUCAACCAUCUGCAGAUUGAGAGGCUCUUAAACAAACCUGGCUUGAAGUAUAAGCCAGCGGUUAACCAGAUCGAGUGCCACCCAUACCUAACUCAGGAGAAACUAAUCCAGUACUGCCAGUCCAAAGGCAUCGCUGUGACUGCCUACAGCCCCCUUGGCUCUCCUGACAGGCCCUGGGCCAAGCCAGAGGACCCAUCCCUCCUGGAGGAUCCCAGGAUCAAGGCAAUUGCAGCCAAGCACAAUAAAACUUCAGCCCAGGUUCUGAUUCGGUUCCCCAUGCAGAGGAACUUGGUGGUGAUCCCCAAGUCAGUAACACCUGAACGCAUUGCUGAGAACUUCAAGGUCUUUGACUUUGAACUGAGCAGCACUGAUGUGACCACCUUACUCAGCUACAAUAGAAACUGGAGGGUCUGUGCCUUGGUGAGCUGUGCCUCCCAUAAGGAUUACCCCUUCCACGAGGAGUUUUGAAGCUGCAGAUGCCUGCUCUUCCCAAGUGACCUACACCUGUUUUUCCUGCCUCAUCUUUCUUGCAAAUGUGGUGUGGUCUCAGCUGAGGGACAGCAGCCUUCAGACUGGCCAGUGAGGGCAUGUCUGGCUUGAUGUUGGGUCUGGAGAGCAGUAUCAGUAGAGUAGAAGGAUCUUUAGUUUUCCUUGCCCUUGUUUUUGCCCGGCUGGGGAAAAUAAAACCUGAAUACCCUUUUCUGACCAAGGAGAAGCAAAAUCUACAAAGUCAAAACAGUGCCACUAACAGUUGAGUUUUGACUCUUUAAACAAUAAUCCGUUUAGCCAGACUUCUCUUUGCCUCAAAUAAAAAGUGCUUUUGUGAAC